AUGAAAUCCCUCGGCCACGAACUCGGCAUCCUCUUCGGGUUCCUCGUCGCCUGCUUCGUCGUGAUGGGCGUGUACGUCUACGUCUGGCAUGCCGCCGAACGCCGCGAAGCCCACCGCGACAAACUCCGACACCAGAUGCUCGACACCCGGCGCGUGGACCCGCACCUCCACGAGCAGCGCCUGCACCCGGACUACCGGCCCAUGGGCACCUCGACCACCAUCACGGCGGGGUCGACGACCGUCAUCGGGGGUGGGGGCAGUGUUGCCGGGUACAGUGGGUAUGGUGGUGCAGGGAAUGCAGGCACGGCGACUCCGACGACUGCGACUGCCACGGGCACGGCUACGGCUACGGCUACGGCUACGGCUACGGCGUCUGGCUCCGCGAUUGGGAUUGAGAAGAUUAUUGAGAAGCGGGCGGAGUUGGCGGGACGGCCACCACAUCCACAUCCACAUCAACAACAGUACUCGGAGCCGGAGGGGGCGAUAGGGGUUGCGGUUACGACGCCUAGUCCUAGUGGUGAACCGGAAAACGAGAGGGGAAAAAGGAACUUCAGGAAGGAGGGGUCCUCGGCGUUCGGGUUGGGGUUUGGGAAGAGAAAUUUGAGCUUGAGGUCGCAUCCGGUGGAUUCGGGGGCUGGGGCUGGGGCGGAGGUGAAGAGGGCGGGGAGUGCGGGGAGUCCUGGAAGUACUGGAAGUACUGGGUUUCCGCCUGGGAGUCCGGGGGGAUGGGCCGGGGGGGUUCCUGGGUAUUUUGGGUCUGGGAAGGAGGCGGGGUUGGAGAUGGAUGUAAUGGGGGUGAAGGGGCAUUGA
Aspergillus uvarum CBS 121591 is the source of this 810-nucleotide messenger RNA. RefSeq lists its product as uncharacterized. Bases 1 to 810 code for a protein of 269 amino acids. Lineage: Eukaryota; Fungi; Ascomycota; Eurotiomycetes; Eurotiales; Aspergillaceae. The record is from RefSeq and is a predicted model, not a curated record. The transcript is spliced from 2 exons.